Stereum hirsutum FP-91666 SS1 is the source of this 1443-nucleotide messenger RNA. RefSeq lists its product as uncharacterized. The transcript has 3 exons. The coding region runs from base 1 to 1443 and encodes 480 amino acids. The record is from RefSeq and is a predicted model, not a curated record. NCBI's taxonomy places the organism in Eukaryota, Fungi, Basidiomycota, Agaricomycetes, Russulales, Stereaceae.
AUGGCUUCUGUGGCCACCCGCACUCUCCUGGAAGACCGACUGCUCCCAUACCCUAUCAUUUCACAACUCUCUGCUCGUCAUCCGAGAGCUAUGUCUCAACAAUCUAGCUGGUUCUACGACGCAGAUAACUCAGGCUAUGGCAACGAGCAGUCAUCAUCCUGGCAAAACCAGACAUAUACCCCCGCCACAUCUUACUCUUCAGUACGCACCGGUCAUCCUUCCUCGAACAGUGCCGCUGCGGUGGAGCGGGUACCGUAUGCGAGCAUGUCAUCCUCGUCCACCCUCCCCAACAUGCGCGAUAUGACUCGUGCAAUGGGCGAUCCAACAUUCGGCUCACAUACCAGUCAUCUCAGCAAUCCCUCGCUGACGUACCACGAGCAGUUCUUCACGGACGGAUCGCUCCAGACCAUGCCUUCACGAGACGACUCCCCUCCCGACUCCCCAACUCCGACCGGCGUGUCUCCACCUGUCAAAAUGGAGCACGAGGAUAGUUUUGUCUUCGAGGCGACCUCAUCACAAUCACAUCCCCCGACCAUCUCCUUCGACGACAAUGCAUUCUCGUCACAAGUCCCGCUCCGCGCGACGCAAGCUUCCCCUUCGAUGAAGAAGAUGAUGGGCGUCUUCCGGCUCGAUCCGUUCGCGAUCCAAAGCGGCGGCGGAGCUAUUUCGCAGCCGCCCACCGUCGAGGCUGGCCCGCUCGAGGAAGAAGGACGCUACAUUGAAUUUCAACUUCACCUCGAAGAGCCUCUCCUUCCGCUAUCCCCAUCCGCCCUCCCGCUUAGAGCGCUGUCCCCGCGUUCGACGUCCUCUCCCGACCACAGCUUCAACUACCAGACGGACAGCCCUGGGUUUAUGAGCAGCAGGUCUACAGGCAACGGCUCUCAGACCCAUCAGACUGACGGAUUCGAUGGAGCGGGGUGGGGCUUUGAGCUUCCUGCGGAGAUAGCGGCGGUGUAUACCCCUUCGUCUAUGAUCGCUGGGAGCAGUAGCAAUGAUGCUGGUGGGGGUUUGGGGUCUUCGCCAGGGAUAAGCAUGGCGAAUUCGCACCACCAUUCGAUGGGGCUGGCCUCGAACGCAGCGUUCGCGUCUGCGCCACAUCGUUACGGCCACUCGGAUCACACCAUUGCCCGAGAUGCAGCGAGACGCGCAGCCUCAUCGUCCUCCGCACGAUAUAACACGCAGGCGUCGCCCGUCCAUACUCUCUACACCGAGAGCGUCCAGAGCAACACACCGCAAGCAAUGGAGCGCCGCUAUAACUCCAGCAAUCACGGACUGUCUUCGCGCGCGGUCGCUAACGCCCAGAGUGGUCAGUACGCACCAAUGGCUUUCGAGGCGGCGUAUGACAGCUCUGCGUCUAUGCAAAGUUCGAGUUCCUCAUCGUCUAGAAGGAGCAGACCGUACCUUCAUGAGGGGUCGCAUUCUGGGUUCUACCCGGGGACUUGA